Messenger RNA from Notechis scutatus (mainland tiger snake), 304 nucleotides. The record is from RefSeq and is a predicted model, not a curated record. Lineage: Eukaryota; Metazoa; Chordata; Lepidosauria; Squamata; Elapidae.
ACUCGUCAUGGAGGCCAUCAAGAAGGACCAAGAAGGUGAUAUGGCCAGCGCCCUUUCACUCUACUCCAAAGCUCUGGAGUACUUUGUUCCUGCCUUACGCUAUGAACGGGAUGCCCAACGGAAGGAAGCUAUCCGAUCCAAGGUGAGCGAUUACAUUUCUCGUGCCGAGCAACUCAAGGCACUGGUGGCGUCCGACAACAAAACCCUUUUGCAAAAAGGCUGCCCUGGACGGGACAUUUUAAAAGGUAAAUUUCUAAAGGAGGGGAAAAUUUCUGGAUGAGGUAGCAUCAUCAAAACCUUUUGC